Messenger RNA from Strongylus vulgaris, 1929 nucleotides. The record is from the annotation of a GenBank genome assembly. NCBI's taxonomy places the organism in Eukaryota, Metazoa, Nematoda, Chromadorea, Rhabditida, Strongylidae.
AUGAUAUGGGCACAUCCAUCUGAUAUCGGUACCUCUAGCCGUGAGAGCAAAGACAACUCUUUUGCUCCACCUUCUGCUGCGAAGCCACCGUCUCUUCUCUGUGCCAAUGAACUGUAUCUUCAGCACGAAAAAAGAUCUAACUCAAAGGCAGAGAGCAUCAAAAAUGGUCUAAAGGAAGAGGAGGAAUCUGGUCCGGAUUGGUUUCGCAAUAUGGAUUCUAAUACAAGUUUUCCUAUGAAGGAUAGUGAUCAAAGACUUUCCGAUAAAGAUAUCCAAACCACCGAUAGCCAUUUUGAUCCUCUACCGAUCACCAUCGAAGGAUUUCAAACCGGACAAAAUGAGGAGAAGAAGUCGUUGUCUGCUAAGCCGUCUCUACCUGUUUCACCUACAAAAGCGCAAUAUGGUGAUGAUAUAGAUCGUGCUUUCGACGUUCGUGUCGAACAAUUGCUUGCAUAUAUCUGCACUAGGGAGAGACUGCGAGAUCAUAGGUGGAAAUCUAUAAUCUUAAACCUAGCCAAGGAAAUAUCUCAUACAGUCAAGAUAGAUGUGGCAAAGAGGCGAGAUCAAAUGAAUAUUUUAAAUUAUGUGCACGUAAAGAAGCUAUACGUAGACGACGAAGAGCCUCGAGCUGAACUCAUCUGGGGAGUUGUAUGCAGUAAGAGUGUUUCACAUGAAUCCAUGGCUGAUCCACUUCGAGAUGCAUCUGUUAUGAUUGUUGCUGGUUCUAUUGAGUAUGAAAGAAUUCCUGGUCGUUUAUCCACUCUUGAGCCAAUAUUGUGUCAAGAAGGCGAAUUUUUGGCAAAACAGGUUGAACGAAUAAUGUCUCGACGGCCCUCAGUACUCCUUGUUGAAGGAAACGUUUCGAGAAUAGCAUCAAAUCUUUUGCGUGAAGCUGGCGUACGUUUAGUUGUGAACGUUAGCACUCGAAUACUCCAUCGUGUGGCUCGAUCCACCGGAGCCGAUAUUCUGCCAAGUUCUGAUGCGCAAUUAAUCCAACAGAACAUCGGAUUCUGCCCCUAUUUCACCCAGAGAACGGUGUAUCUCAAAGAUGGUCAUCAAAAGCUUCUCAUUAUCUUAGAUGAAUGUCCACCAGAUAGAGGUUGUAGUGUUUUGAUCAAAGGCUCAGAUGCACGCGAGCUGAGGGCUGUUAAGCGGAUUCUUCUCUUUCUCACUUCUUUGCUGUACUCCGCUCGUCUUGAGAAAGUAUAUCUCAAUAUGUUCAAUAUCCGACUAGCUUAUCAAAUCUCCAAUUGUGAAAUUUGCGAAGCUCGUCGUGAAGUUAUCGAUCACAACAACGAGAAGUCCGACUUUGAAAUAGCUUUAGCUGACAGUGUUCUUAGUGCAUCUCCUUUCAUUGAUCAUGAACCUCCUUACUUGAAGUCUGUCAGGGGGAAGAACUGCUCCUUGCUACCAUAUUUCAAUGUGCCUGUCUAUCAGUUUUUCAAUGAGGAGGAUUUUGAUGCUCGUUUAAAUGAAGAGGAUAAUGAAACGGAGCAAUGUCUUAGUCUACAAAGCGCGGUUCCUGUACCUGACAAACCUCGACAUUUUUACGCCAGAAAUGGUGCCCGCGAUGCUAACAACAGAGACGAUCUUGCCGCUUUCCGUGCUCUAGGAGGUGCAAUUUUUAAGAGGAGAAUACAAUCGAAGAAGUCCAUUGAGCCACCUCCAAUAAUUAACAAGGUAUGUCGCGUUCUCUGCUUUUUUGUCAAUAUACUUUUUUCAAAUCAAUUUAACAUUUUGUGGGAACGUCAACAUAUGCGCCGACAUGAUAUGCUCGAUCCAUAUGUGCAUCAGCGAAUAGCAGUACUUUUUGGCUCGUUUUCACCUAAGUCCCCCAACGCCCCCUAUUUUUGUGUUCGACCAUGGGUGGUUAACAUGGAAUUCUAUGGUCCACAUGAUAUGACACUUGGAGAGUUUCUUACGAAGUGA